UGCAUGCGUAAUACGCGUUUAUUGUACGUACGUACGUGCAGGCUACGGAACUGUGCACGUAUACGACUAAUGUACGACUAAUGAUAUAGAUUUUGGUUUGCUCCCGGACACAGAAACUGUAAACAAAUCCGAGAAUUAUACCCUUUUGUACUUCCGCCAUGUGCUAAAAUUCCUUUGUCUUUGAGUGGGUCGCAAUACUGGCAUCGUCAUCGGACUCAGACAACGGUGGGUUGUCUCCUCCACCGGUGAAAAAACAACGCCUUUCUGCCGCCGCAAUGCAAGCCAACUCGACCGCAGCGGUGCACAAUGGAGACGCGAGCGUACUCAACAGCAACGGGGCCAAUAUGGCCCCCGAACCGGUCAUCAGCAACGGUGUUGAGGCGGCCAGCAGUGGCGCCGGGCCGUCCUCUUCGGCCGAAGGAAUCUCUCGCAAUCCCCGUGCCAAGCAGUUGUCCCAAUGCGACAGAGACAUUGUGAGACUCAUAGGGCAGCAUUUGAAGGGAUUAGGCCUGACUCAGACUGUCGAUCAGCUGAUGAUCGAAUCAGAUUGUCGGCUUGAAGACCCCUCAGCAUCCAAGUUCCGCGCCCAUGUCAUGGCUGGGGAGUUUGGCAAGGCAGAGGAGGACUUGGAGGAACUGAAACCCCAGAUGACCUGUCCACAGAGUCUUAUGAAGAUGAAGUUCCUGCUUCUUGAGCAGAAAUACCUGGAGUAUCUGGAGGAGAGUCGGAUCUUGGAAGCGCUGCAGUGUUUACGCCAAGAGCUGACACCUCUCAAAUUCAACACAGACAGAGUCCAUGUGCUGAGCGGGUUUCUGAUGUGCACAAGCAAAGAUGAGCUCCAUAGGAGAGCAGAUUGGGCCGGGAAGGGCAACGCUUCCAGGACAAAACUAAUGGAGCAACUCCAAGCCUUCCUGCCUCCAUCUGUGAUGCUACCCCCGCGCCGGUUAUACACCCUCCUCAGUCAGGCCGUGGAGCUACAGAAACACCGCUGUCCCUACCACAACACCGCCAUCAAGAACGACGAUUCCCUUCAGUCUAUUUCACUCCUGCACGAUCAUAUAUGUAGUCGGAACCAGUUUCCCUCCAAGUCCCGGCAAGUCCUGCCCGACCACUGCGACGAGGUGUGGUUCUGUAAAUUCUCACCUGAUGGUACUAAGCUGGCCACGGGAUCCAAAGACACAACCGUCAUCAUUUGGGAUGUUAAUAAGGAAACAUUAGAGUUGAAAGCCAUUAAAACCCUGGAAGGCCAUUCCUACGGCGUUUCCUUCCUAGCCUGGAGCCCAGACUGCAAGUAUCUAAUAGCCUGUGGUCCAGAGGAGUGCUCCGAAUUGUGGGUCUGGAAUGUAGAGACUGGGGAAAGUAAAACUAAGAUCAGCCAAUCACCGGAGGACAGUUUAACGAGCGCAUCCUGGAAUUUGGACUGCAAACGCUUUGUCACAGGAGGCAACCGGGGACAGUUUUAUCAGUGUGAUUUAGAUGGUAACGUCUUGGAAUCCUGGGAGGGUGUUCGAGUGCAGAGCCUCUGCAUCAAGGGAGACACUAACAUCGUACUGGCCGCCGAUACGCACAACCGCAUCAGAGCAUACAACUUUGAGGACCUCACAGAUCAACAUGUAAUCCAAGAGGACCAUUCCAUCAUGUCGUUCACCAUCAGCUCCAACCAGCGGCAGGCCCUUCUGAGCGUGGCCUACCAGGGCGUCCACCUCUGGGACAUCAAGGAUAAAGUCCUGGUCCGGAAGUUCCAGGGCGUCACCCACGGGUUCUACACCAUCCACUCCUGCUUCGGCGGGGUCAAUGAGAAGUUCAUCGCCAGCGGGAGUGAAGACAAUAACGUGUACAUAUGGCACAUCAAAGAUGAGAUGCCCAUCGCAGUACUGCAGGGCCACACGCGGACAGUCAACUGUGUAGCCUGGAAUCCAGUGCUUCCUAACAUGCUGGUCAGUGUCUCGGAUGACUGCACCAUUCGAGUCUGGGGACCGGACGAGUCGGAGGGUGACGGUAGCACGGAAGUAUGAUGUCAACCUACAG
This is a messenger RNA of Patiria miniata (bat star), 2028 nucleotides long. RefSeq names its product WD repeat-containing protein 26-like (gene wdr26). The coding region runs from base 276 to 2015 and encodes 579 amino acids. Gene Ontology annotation, biological process: proteasome-mediated ubiquitin-dependent protein catabolic process. NCBI's taxonomy places the organism in Eukaryota, Metazoa, Echinodermata, Asteroidea, Valvatida, Asterinidae. Gene Ontology annotation, molecular function: protein binding. Gene Ontology annotation, cellular component: GID complex. The transcript is spliced from 13 exons. The record is from RefSeq and is a predicted model, not a curated record.